AUGCUCGGGAAAAAACAAAAAGUGAAACAUAUGAUUGUGAAGAAGUUUUCUUGUGAAAAAGAAAAAACUACAAAGAAAUUCAAUCGAAGAAAUAGUAUGAUUAUUGUGCGCUUUAGUUUUUUCCCAUCACAAAGUCAAUUACAAUUUAAAUUGUAUUGAAAUUUUUUAAAUUAUAUUUUUUGAAGAAACAAUUAUAUAAGCAAAUUUGUGUUUUAAAUUUAAAUCGAAAAAUCUAUGUGUAAUGAACGAUCGACCAUAAAAAGAUCGAAUGGAAAUAAAUAAAGAAAAAUAUAAAAUAAAUUAUAGGAAGUUUCGUGAGUCGAAGUCAGAAUCUGUUUUUUUUGUUCUUCUCUUGUGAAUUUGAAAUGUGUCAGUCAUACGUAAAGUAAAAGAAAAUUAUAUCUACGUAUCUAUAUGUACGUGCCUCCUGGGGACAAACAACAUCAUGGUUGAUGUCGUUAUGGAUUCAUGAUUAUUUUGUUACUUUAAAAUCAAGAUUCAACUAAAUCCACCUCUCUCUCUACCGUUACCUGUCAUCGAAAAGAAUCUUGCUACAAAAUUAUAGGAACAAGUGCAAGUGUCAACUUUAUAGCUGAUCUCAGUGAAUGACUUAUUAAUUAUUGAUCGUCGUGGUCAUCUUGCUCCUCCUCAUCAAUAGCAUCAUCCAGAUCUGCCAGAAUGAUUCCAACAACAGCUUCGAAUACGCCUACGACCCAGACCACUUCGGCGGUGGUAAUUGGCAUUGCAUCACUCGUCUUGGAGGGACGUGCCUUGUCCGAGGAUGAGUUUGCCAUGCCAUUGGGCUUGACCAAGACGUUGGCAGCGGCGGCGGCCGCCCAACGAAGGUCACACGCCGCCACCGCCGCAGCCACAGCAGCGACGACCACAGGCCAGGAUACUCCACGCUCAUCACACGUGGUCAACAUUACAAUGAAUCCAAAUGCUCAGUCAAUGCCACUAUUUGCGGCACGAACAAACACAAACAGCAUGCAGCCAGACACGAUUCACCAACGUUGGACACAAAAAAUCUGCCAACUGCGACAAUCAUCGCCAACAGUCAGCCGCGAGAUGGCCUUGGAAGCGAUUGCCGUUGGGGCCGAUGAUGACCAAUCGGCUGAUCUAGAUCGUAGGAUGACACUCGUCUAUCAUCACCGUCCGGUGCCUUCGCCAAUAGCUGAGAAGCUUCACACCUUACAGUCACUUGCCACUACAUGCUUGAGGGCAUCACCAGACAAUACACCCAACUAUGGGUAUACGAUGUUGGCAUCGUCGCCAACGUCGCCUCUAGUGCCAACUGCCGCUACAACAUCGCCCAAAUAUACGUCAUAUUUCACAUCGCCUCUGCGUCUGGCCAAUCCCUUUGCCAUUAACUCCUCGCUGGCCUCAUCGACAUCGUCGUCAUCGGCAACAAGCAACAGCUGCUGCAGCAUCGAGGGAAGUCCAAAUGGCUGCAAUACCACCACAGAUUUGCCAUCGAGUUCAAGUUCAAAUAAAAAACAACAACAACAAUUAUCUGGAGGAAGUAAUGGCAGCAGUAAUGGUUGUAAUACUACAACAAGUCCCAAACAGGGGCCACAUUGUGAUCAAUUCCUUAGAAAAAUGGGCUUGGCUAAGGGCGAAGCCGCUGAUGCUGAGGAUCAUAUCUGUGAUAUAUCAUAUGGUAUUAAAAUUUGCAUACGUUGGCGCACAUAUUGUCAAGAGAUGGAAGCAAUAAUGGCCCGAGGAGAACCGAUUUGCAUAGAAGUUUAUCUAGGACCAGCUACACAAAAGAUUCUGCUGGAACAAUGGAUUAUCGCACAGAAAGAAAGAACUCCCGGACCAACAAUGACACUUCCUUCGUUAUGCAGUGCCAUCCGUAGUCAGUUGUAUUUCUCACAAAUCUAUGCCUGGUGUGAUCUCAUUAAGAAAUCCGAUCAAGCCGUCUUCGAUACCGGACGUAUACUAUUUCCAUCUAAGGCGGGACUAAGUGGUUCCCCGCCAUCUGGCGGCCAUCGACCACGUUUGAAUAUAUUCUACCGAAUCAAAACAUACGAUUCAACUGCCAGCUUCAACAACAAACCGAAUGUGCAUAAUUUCCCAAAUGUAGUCAUCUCAGAAGCUACGUGCCUUUCGGUUUGCGUCAAAAGUCUUCCACGCAUCCACAGCGGCAUCCCACGAGUGGGCGAGUGUUCGACUGUGGCUGCUACCGCUCCUGUAGCAGGCAUCGGUGCCUUGUUUAGUAGUGUAACACCUAUGGGCAGUGAUAAUAAUUGUUCAGCUGCGUCAAACAAUUUAGUAGAGAAGCAAAGCGUUCGCAGAGCUUCGAUGAGCCAACUGCCAUCGACUUCGCUAACAUCAUCGAUCAACAGUUCAAGCAGUCGUGAUGAGUGCAUGGACAAAAACCAAAAACUCAGCAAUAAUUGUAUGUACGACGACGAAGAUGGAAGUUCAGAUGCCACAUUGUCCCACCGCGAGCGUCAGCUAUUGAAGUACAAAAAACGAAUGCUCAAGCGCGACAAAAAGACAUGCAAAUCGACGCUCUCGGAGAAUGGAGCAUCAGCGUCAGAAGGGUCUCAGGACUCGAGCAACAAAUAUCAACACAUGCAGCUAGACGAGAAGAUCAAUUGUGUGCUGGACGAGUCGUUCGCCGCUGAUGUGCCCAAUCAUGGCCAGCAGCAGACGCUGCCCGAAUAUGGUUCGAUAAACUCAAUCCGCCCACCGUUAUAUCGGCCUUCGCCGCCGAGCAGUUUAGCCAGAGGAGGAGGAGGGGGCAGCGGCGGCGUCGUUCAACAAACUCAAAUCGUAGAAAUGAUCUCAACUGGCACCCAAACGGCGAACUUUUUCCAAUCGGCCACCUACCCCAGCUGUGAUCUGUGUGGCAAUGAGAUGUCCAUUGUGUGCAUGAACUGUGAUGAAAACUUCGCCGAAAUAACUCCGUUGAAUAAGGCCGAUUUGUUGUUGCGCGCCAUUCAGCGGACUCCGAAGGUGGCGCGGAAUCGCAAUAAUAACAACUCACCAGCAAUGGUCCACCAGGCAGGGCGAAGCAGCAACAGUAUAAGCGAUUGUCAAGUGUGCAAACGCCAGAAGACGCAACAUCACUUCCGAGGCAAGGAUGUGGAAAUGGAGGCACAACACCAGAACAACAAUAACAAUUGCACCAAUGGCAACAAGAAUGGAAUGUGCGCCAAUGGAGACGGUCCGCCGUGUGAUUGCGGAAUGACCUCAUUUCGAAUGGAGGAGGACGGUGAUAGCCAACAUGUAUGGAAUCAAGUCAAAAACCCUAACACUGCCAUCAAGGAAGAAUCUUCGCCCCCACCGCCGAUAUACAUCUCGAAUUGUGGUAAUGGCGUUGACCACCACCAGCCAACUGCGAUAACACAUUUCAAAACUCCAACAUCACAAGCAUCUGUCAAUGGUGUAGGAACAAAUUCAGCUCAAUCUAGCGCAAAGCCAAAUCGUCUUCAAAUUCUCAACGGUUCGUCGUCGUCGUCGGGAGACAAGAAGAUGCGUAACCUGCCAAAGGUUAAUCUAACACAGAUCUUUUGCUCAGGGAACUCAUCAUCGCCCAUACCGAUAAGUUCCUGUCCAUCACCGUCAGAGGUUACAACAUUUACAUUUGAUGUUAAUGGAAGUGGAAGUUUAAGUGCAAAUGGAAACGGAAAUGCAAACGGAAUGACGACAACGACGAUGACGACGACGACGACAAUAAAUCUUCCAUCCCCGGAGGCGAGCAUCAGAGUUCAGAAAUCCUAUUCGGCGCCAACACUGCCAAAUUCGCCUUCACUAUCGCCGCGAUUUGCUAAACAAGCUGCCUUUUACAAGAGACGAUCUCGACAUUUGUCCGAUCGUUCGGAUCGAUCGUCACUGGGGUCUGACGAACAGUUCUCCGAUGAGGAACUUGAAGCGGGUGUUUAUAGUCCUGCGUCUUCGCCAAUUAAAUUUCGUUCCCGAAUUUCUGCAUUCGGACGACGAGCGUUGCUGGGUAAUUUGGAAGAGAGUCUGUUACAGAGAAGGUUUGCGCCAAAGAUGGAAGUUGCUGGAUUCCGGGUGUUGUUGGGUGCAUCGGGAGCUUUUUGUCCCACUCAGCUAACUAUACCCGCAGCGGCUUAUUUCUAUGAGUUGCGUGGUGAAGCUCUUAGCACACCAUAUGUGUGCGAAAUACGUUUGCCAAGGAAAGGCUACUUAAUACCAAGCAUCGGAACUGUACAAGCCACACUUUUGAAUCCAAUGGGGACGGUAGUGCGUAUGUUUGUGAUACCUUAUGAUUUUCGAGAUAUGCCACCGUGGCAUCAGACUUUUAUCCGUCAGCGAGUAUUGGCUGAAGAAUCGUCGUCGUCUACGUCAAUGUCAUCGUCACAGCAGCAGCAGCAGGAGAGUGAAAGGCCUACAGAAGUAUCUGGAUGCAGAGGUGCUGCAAUGUCUAUGAUAUCUCGAAUGCAUGGAGGAAGCAGUUUGGGACACAUGAUAUCCAGCGAGCACAUGAAGCGCCUGCGAUAUUCAAUUCAUUUGAGAUUUCAAACAUCACGUUCUGGCCGAUUGACCCUUCAUACAGAUAUUCGUCUAUUGAUCUCACGUCGCACCGAUUGCGAUACGGCAGCGGCCCACGCCAAAGGGGUACUUGAAGCACCCAACGAUCUGACCACCGACACAGUGAUGCCCAAUCACCCGAAAUACAGCGCCCGUCAGGAGAAUCCAAAUAAAAUUUAGUAGUUGCUAAAUUUAUUAAAAAUGCAUUCGCAGCAUUAUUUAUUUAUUAUUUAUAACAGUCUUAAAGUGCAUAUGAAUCAAUUGCGUAUGCGUAGGUUUAGUUAGUGCAAAUUUUUUGUUUGUUUUUAUUUUCUUUUUAUUUUAAAUAUUAUUAUUAUUUUAUUCAUAUUAUUUUUGCUUUUCAAAUUUCUAUACUCCAUGUUGGUUUUAUUUUUAAAAAAUCUUGAAAAAGAAGAAUUUCAGAUUUGUAGAUUUUGAGUAGUAAUUUUAUUAUUUUAUAUUUCAUCCAUCUGACAAGAAAUAAUCAAAAAAUAUUGUGUUGUUAAAUUGAAGAACUUCAUCAAAGUCUCCAAUUAACAAACUUUUUUGAAUUUAGUUUUUUUUUUGAUUAUUUUGAUUUCUUUUUAUUAUAUACCUUAAAAAACAGAGUAAUUUUUGUAUCAUAAUUUAUUUUAUUGUUAAUUUUUAUUUUCUCCCUUUUGGUAUAUCAAAAUGUUAUAUCAGUAAAAAUUGGUAAAUUAUUUUUAUUGAAUAGAAAAGAAACAAAAAUCAAAAAUGAAGAUCUAUAUAUACAUAUUUCAAAAUAUCAUCUAUGUUGUAUAUUUUUUGAAAUAGGGGGGAUUCUAGAGAAAGAAUUAAUUCAGAGUUGAAAUUGUCUGUGCAUCUAAGGCGAGCUCAUAUCGAUCAUUUUUUUUUUAUUUUUUCAAUUUGUUUGAGUGAUGUUGGAAUUUUGUUUUAGCCAAUUUUAAAACAACAAAGUAAGUUUAUUUCGAAACAAACAAACAAAACAAAAGAAAACAACUUUAUGUUCAAAAUUUUUAUUAAUAAGCUCUUGUUUUUUUUUUGUUGUUUUUAAAUAACUUCAAUUCGAAUAAAUCUUAUUUUUUCUGUUGGCUAUAUUUAAUUUUUUUUAAACUUUACUUUAAAAUAAUCAAGAAGUGUGUUCAAGUGAACAAAGUAUGUGUGAUAAUAUUUAGAAAGCUUUUAUUGUAUUAAAUAAUUUUUGUUUAAGAAAUAAUACCUUAGAAUUUAUAUGAAUGUAAUAUUUUUAAGAAAAGAAAUUAUUAUCUAUUAUCUCUAUUAUAAUUAUUAUUAUGAUUAAAAAACAAAAAUUGCAACCUUAAUCUUUAAAAAAACAAAAACAAAAAAUUCUUGUGAUUAAAUUUCAACAUUAUAGAAAAGAAUAUUUAAGUUAGUUUUAUUUUUUAAUUUUUUUAAAUAACAAAAAAGUCAGAUUCUUUUUAAUUUCUGGGCAAAGCAAAUAUUUUUGAAUUUUUGUUUUGAUUUUGUUGAAUAAAUUAUAAUUUGUAUUGAUUGUCAAAAAUGUAGGAGCUCAUAAUAUUUGAAGUAAAAUAAUUAUCUCAUUUUUUUAAAAACCAAAAAAUUUAAUAACAAAUUUGUGUAAUUAUUUGUUUUUGCAAAAUUGUAUUUUAGAAGUGACAAAGGGUGUAGGUGUUUAUGUUAAAAAAAUCCUCAUGAUUAGAAACUCUAAACUUUUGUGUGAUUUUUAGAUCCUCAGAUGGUAAACUUUUGCUUGUCAUGUAGUGUAGUUUAGUCUAGAUAACGUAGAUUAUCUUGAUCUUGGAAUUGUAGAUUUUUGGCUUAGGACUUAGGAAUUUUCUUCGAGUUAGUUUACGCUAACUUUAUCUUACUUAUUUACUAACUUAAGAUGGCGCUACAGUCCUGUGUGAACUAGGGCAUCACCCAACAAACUUCUCCAUCUAGCUUUGUCCCUAGCUAGAUGGCUCCAGUUGCGCACUCCAAGCAACUGAUCCGUCUUCCUCAACUGCGUUGUCCUGUGGAUGUGGAUUCGAAGACUUUCCGUGCAUUGGUUUCCAUAUCCUCUACGUGUUUACCUUUUUGAAAAAUAAAUAUUUCCGCACUAUUUUGCUUGAAAUUAUAUUUUGAAAUUUUGAAAACUGUUUUUGAGAGUUCCCCGAUUUUUGUAACUGAAUGGUUAAGAUUUUAAAAAAUUCGUAUAUUUCAUACCAAUCGAAGAAAAUUCCUCUUCCAUCGGUAACCUCCAUAUGGGUGAUGACAACUGCCGAAACAGUUCUAUCUGGUGCCAAUUGUUGAAAUGGAGUAACACCUUAAGCUGCAAUAUAGCUGUGAGAUGGAAAAUUAUGUAGUCUUAGCUGCAAUGACUGAAAAUGACAUUAUAUUUGGUUGCAGAAAUUUGAACUUGCAACGAGAAGAAAUUUCAACUUUGUUCUCAAAAAAAAGAGAGCGUACAUUACGAGUAAAUUUCAAUUUAAUUCGGAAACGUUAAAAAAUUAUUUAAAAUUCAUGUUACUGGAUCUGUUCACAAGUAGUUUAACGUCAAAAAAGAGUUUUAAGCUUUUGAAAAAUCUCAUUCAGAUGUUAAUCAAAUUUAGGAUGGAGUAACACCUUAAGCUGCAAAAUAGUUGUGAGAUAGAAAAUUAGUUUUAGGUUCGAUGAGUAAAAAUGUCAUUAUAUUCGUUUGGAGAAAUUUGAACUUGCAACGAGGAGAAAUUUGAACUU
Messenger RNA from Eupeodes corollae, 7188 nucleotides. It is a transcript of the gene atos, whose product is annotated as protein Atossa. The transcript is spliced from 6 exons. The record is from RefSeq and is a predicted model, not a curated record. NCBI's taxonomy places the organism in Eukaryota, Metazoa, Arthropoda, Insecta, Diptera, Syrphidae. Bases 679 to 4686 code for a protein of 1335 amino acids.